GCGCCAGGCAGGACGCUCCCGCCCAUAAGCCCGCCGCGAGCUCGAGAUGCUGCCGCGCGUGUCCGCGCUCCGCCGCGCCCUGCUGACCCGCCCCUGGAGGGGGGUCGGGCUGCAGUGGAAGCACACCUCCUCCCUGAAGGUGGCCAAUGAGCCGGUCUUGGCAUUCACACCAGGCAGCCCCGAGCGAGAGGCACUGCAGAAGGCCUUGCGGGACCUGAAGGGCCAGACAGAAGCCAUCCCGUGCGUGGUGGGGGAUGAGGAGGUGUGGACGGCAGAUGUGCAGUACCAGGUGUCGCCCUUCAACCACGGACACAAGGUAGCCAAGUUCUGUUAUGCAGACAAGGGCCUGCUCAACAAAGCCAUCGAGGCCGCCUUGGCCGCCAGGAAGGAGUGGGACCUGCGGCCUGUUGCAGACCGGGCUCAGAUCUUCCUGAGGGCAGCAGACAUGCUGAGCGGGCCGCGCAGAGCCGAGAUUCUCGCCAAGACCAUGCUGGGACAGGGUAAGACAGUGAUCCAGGCAGAGAUCGACGCAGCGGCCGAGCUCAUCGACUUCUUCCGGUUCAACGCCAAGUUUGCAGUGGAGCUGGAGGGGGAGCAGCCCAUCAGCGUGCCCCCCAGCACCAACCGUGUGGUGUACCGGGGGCUGGAGGGCUUCGUGGCGGCCAUCUCCCCCUUCAACUUCACUGCCAUCGGCGGCAACCUGGCAGGUGCGCCGGCCCUCAUGGGCAACGUGGUCCUGUGGAAGCCCAGUGACACUGCCGUGCUGGCCAGCUAUGCUGUGUACCGCAUCCUCCGGGAGGCCGGCCUGCCCCCCAACGUCAUCCAGUUUGUGCCUGCUGACGGGCCCACGUUCGGGGACACCGUCACCAGCUCUGAGCACCUGUGCGGCAUCAACUUCACAGGCAGUGUGCCCACCUUCAAGCACCUGUGGAAGCAGGUGGCCCAGAACCUGGACCGGUUCCGGACCUUUCCACGCCUGGCGGGAGAGUGCGGUGGGAAGAACUUCCACUUUGUGCACCGCUCGGCCGACGUGGACAGCGUGGUGAGCGGGACCCUGCGCUCGGCCUUUGAAUAUGGCGGCCAGAAGGGCUCUGCCUGCUCUCGCCUCUACGUGCCGCGCUCGCUGUGGCCCCAGAUCAAAGGGCGGCUGCUGGAGGAGCACGGCAGGAUCAAAGUGGGCGAUCCCGCAGAGGAUUUUGGGACCUUCUUCUCCGCGGUGAUUGAUGCCAAGUCUUUCGGCCGCAUCAAGAAGUGGCUGGAGCAUGCCCGCUCCUCCCCCAGCCUCACCGUCCUGGCGGGGGGCAGCUGUGACGACUCGGUGGGCUACUUUGUGGAGCCCUGCAUCGUGGAGAGCAAGGACCCGCAGGAGCCCAUCAUGAAGGAGGAGAUCUUCGGGCCUGUGCUGACUGUCUAUGUCUAUCCUGACGACAAGUACGAGGAGAUACUGCGGCUGGUCGACAGCACCACCAGCUAUGGCCUCACGGGGGCAGUGUUCGCCCAGGAUAAGGAUGUCGUGCAGGAGGCCACAAAGAUGCUGAGGAACGCCGCUGGCAACUUCUACAUCAAUGACAAGUCCACUGGCUCCGUGGUGGGCCAGCAGCCCUUCGGGGGCGCGCGGGCCUCUGGAACCAACGACAAGCCAGGGGGCCCCCACUACAUCCUGCGCUGGACAUCACCUCAGGUCAUCAAGGAGACCCACAAGCCCCUAGGGGAUUGGCGCUACUCAUACAUGCAGUGAGCCCAGCUGGGUGCUCUGCCGUCUGCCUGUCCGACCGUCUGUCCGUCCAGAUGACUGGCCUCACUGCACUGGCCCCGCCCCAUCCCCUCGGCCCCUUUCUUGCGGACGGCCCCCUUUC
Molecule: messenger RNA, 1856 nt
Organism: Carlito syrichta (Philippine tarsier)
Lineage: Eukaryota; Metazoa; Chordata; Mammalia; Primates; Tarsiidae
Gene: ALDH4A1
Product: aldehyde dehydrogenase 4 family member A1
Exons: 15
Coding region: 47-1738 (563 amino acids)
Molecular function (GO): L-glutamate gamma-semialdehyde dehydrogenase (NAD+) activity
Source: RefSeq, a predicted model, not a curated record